This is a messenger RNA of Coprinopsis cinerea okayama7#130, 1059 nucleotides long. RefSeq lists its product as hypothetical. Gene Ontology annotation, cellular component: actin filament; cytoplasm. Bases 1 to 1059 code for a protein of 352 amino acids. Lineage: Eukaryota; Fungi; Basidiomycota; Agaricomycetes; Agaricales; Psathyrellaceae. Gene Ontology annotation, biological process: barbed-end actin filament capping; actin filament depolymerization. The record is from RefSeq and is a predicted model, not a curated record. Gene Ontology annotation, molecular function: actin monomer binding; actin filament binding. The transcript is spliced from 5 exons.
AUGUCUGCGGCGUUUGAAUUCUACUCUCACUCUACUCUCAACCAUCACAAUCCGAAUAUGUCAGCGACAUCUGGCAUUGGCCCCUCAGAAGAAUUGACUGCGGCAUUCGCACAAGCUGUCGAAUCCAAAUCCACCCGCUUCCUCAAAGUAUCCAUUCAAAAUGAAACACUGGUCCAUGAUACUUCAAUUCCCAUUUCUGCCUCAUUCCAGGAGGAUUUGAACAUUCUUCAAGAUGACUCAGUCCUCCCAGAGAAUAACCCUGCUUAUAUCCUAGCCAAAUUAGACGACUCCCCGGAUUGGGUCGCCAUCUUCUACAUGCUUUACGCUUCGACACGCUCCAGCCUUCUCAAAACCCUCGGUUCUGCUCUCUUUGUGGACACGAUCUUUGCAACGUCCAAAGCUGAUCUGACCCCCGAUGCCUACAUUGCUCAUCAGCAGCAUCUUGCAGCCCCCAAACCUCUCUCUGAUCGCGAGAAGGAGCUCUCCGAACUUCGUCUCGCUGAGAACGCUGCAGCAGACUAUGCGGGGAGUCGUGUGCGAGUUAACCACAUCGGCACUGGAGUCGGUUUGAACUGGUCUUCGGAAGCUGAGGAGGCCCUUGCAGAGUUGGCCCGAGAUGAAGGCUCUGGCAUCGUCAUACUGUCUAUUGAUACCCAAUCGGAGACUCUUAAGCUCCAUUCCGAAGACUCGAUUUCCGUAGCGGGUCUUCCUUCAGCUCUUCCGGCAUCCGAGCCCUGCUUCGCCUUCUUCGCAUGGGUACCCCCAGACUCGAGGCGUCAGAUCGUCUUUCUCUAUUCUUGUCCGUCAAACUCGGCGAUUAAGAACAGAAUGAUCUAUUCGUCUGCCUCCACUUCCACGUACCAAGCAUCAAAGACCAUCCUCUCUUCAUCAUCUCCGACCGUCACCCUGGCUUCCCGGAAGAUUGAAACAUCAGACCCUAAAGAACUUGAUGAAGCCUUCCUGAUCGCAGAAUUGGGUUUGGGGGAUUCCGCAGGCUCCGUGGCCCCGGCCAAUAGGCAGGCAUUUGCUCGGCCCAAGGGUCCUGGUCGAAGACGAUAA